Cucurbitaria berberidis CBS 394.84 is the source of this 252-nucleotide messenger RNA. RefSeq lists its product as uncharacterized. NCBI's taxonomy places the organism in Eukaryota, Fungi, Ascomycota, Dothideomycetes, Pleosporales, Cucurbitariaceae. The coding region runs from base 1 to 252 and encodes 83 amino acids. The record is from RefSeq and is a predicted model, not a curated record. The transcript has 2 exons.
AUGGAAUCCUCCGGUUCCCCAGCAACUGCAUCCACUUACGCCGGCGCUGACGCCAGCCCAUACCAAGUGUCGCACGCGCCAGUUCACGAGGGAGCUUGCCCUACUGACGACGGAAACGAUAUUCGCCGCUUCGAACUUCUUCGAUCGUUCAGCUAUGUCAUAAGCUGUGUCAUACUGAGCAAUAUGUUGAUUGGAUCCGCGUUCAUAGUAUUGGUACAAUACGUGUUCCCUUUAUGGCACCAAGACGAAUAG